Molecule: messenger RNA, 492 nt
Organism: Strongylus vulgaris
Lineage: Eukaryota; Metazoa; Nematoda; Chromadorea; Rhabditida; Strongylidae
Source: the annotation of a GenBank genome assembly
GUGCGUCACACAGAAGCUCUUCAUCUCGUCUUAAACGCUAUGCAGAAUCACCUUGAAGACAGUACUCUUCAAAUCGCAGGGUCUGCUAGCCUUUUUUACAUAAUCAGAAAAGUGGCCAUGAACCGUGAUACCAAGAAAAGAGUCGUCAGCGCGCUUUUAAGCGGCAUGGAGACACAUAUGGAAGAACAGGUUAUGGUUAGAAACUGCUGUUUGUCUUUAUGUCAAUUUGAGAUUCCCCAAGAAAUCUUGUUCGACUAUAGCCGACUAGCUAUCUUGCUAGUCACUGUCUUGCAGCAUCAUAAUGCUGACAAUCUAACUCAACGUAUUGUUGUUUUCUUACUCAAUUCGAUGGCAUGCCAUGUUGAAGGUGAUCAAAAGGUCCAAGUGGGGAGUUUCGGAGCUAUCGAGUGUUAUUAUAAUAGGCAUGAUCAAUUUCUUUGUACAGAUGAUACUCGAUCAGAUUCGACGAAAACUGACGACAAAUGUUUGUGA